Salvia miltiorrhiza (redroot sage) is the source of this 690-nucleotide messenger RNA. RefSeq lists its product as uncharacterized. Lineage: Eukaryota; Viridiplantae; Streptophyta; Magnoliopsida; Lamiales; Lamiaceae. The record is from RefSeq and is a predicted model, not a curated record. Gene Ontology annotation, cellular component: chloroplast. Bases 1 to 690 code for a protein of 229 amino acids. Gene Ontology annotation, biological process: regulation of DNA-templated transcription; chloroplast organization. The transcript has a single exon. Gene Ontology annotation, molecular function: double-stranded DNA binding.
AUGAUUGCAAUUGCACGCAAGAACCUCUCCUGUUUACGUUUGAACCCUAAUUCAUUUCUCAGCAACUCAAAUCUUCAUUUCUUUCCCGCAUUCCAAUUCUUCUCCACUUCGAAAGUGGAAAGACAGAUCCCUAACCUUAAAAUCUACGAUGUAUUGGUCAACAAACACCACUUCUCUCCCGAAUCGGCUUCACUAGCUGCAUCACGUUCUCCCAAAUCUAGAUGCCCUAAAAGAGCCGAUUCAGUACUAUCCUUCUUCAAAGAGAAUAGCUUUACGACUACUCAGCUCGAGAAAAUCGUCAUCUAUUAUCCUCCGAUUCUAGGGUUAAGAAUUGAGCGCAUCAGAUUCAAAUUCAACGUAUUCCAAGACUUGGGCCUUUCUCCCGAGGAGAUUGCCCAAAUAAUUUUCAGUCAUAUUUCGAUGUUACGUUCAAGCACGAAGAAUAGGAUCAUUCCUUCAUUAUCCAAGCUCAAAGAUUUCCUCGAAUCUGGUCAUGAAGUGGCCAGACUUUUGAAAAGAUCUGCCUGGUUUUUGACAACAGAUUUGGAUGAAUCCUUAAUGCCGAAUGUGGAAAUUCUCAAGAGCUGCGGUAUACCUAUGGUGCGUAUCCAGCACUUCCUCUAUAUUCGGCCGAGAUGCUUCUUGGUGAAGCCUCAUAUUAUGAGGAAAUCUGUAGACAAGGCCAUAUAA